AUGACAGAGCCAAUUCCGUUUCCAAUAAAUCCUUAUGUUGAGGGCAUAGAUCAAAAAACGUUGCCUUUUAGAGAAUGGAUUGAUUCCGAAUACAAUCAGGAGAAAUGGGACGCCGGUAAAGGAAAGGCCAGUAUAAAAGUUCCAAAAAGUCCUAAAAGUCCUUCAGAGCCAUCUCCGGAAGCAUUGUUUGAGGAUCCCCAGGAGCUGUAUUUGCCAAAAAGCUUUGCGAACGAAGUUUGUCAAUGGAAAAGACCGCCCGACGUAUUUUUCGAUGUAAAAAGAGCUGGUGGUGUUCGUGAACACGGCCGAUUACCCCGAUCUGAUGUCGGGCAGUCGUCAUCUUUUGCACAGCGAGCUCGUUCGCAGCUUUAUUUCGUCGGUGGAGACGCUGCAAUAUUUGGGAAACUGCGAGCAGUUCGAGAUCGAGGCGGCGUCGCCUGCUUACACCCCGACCACAGACCAGAUGCCUUGGAGGCCCUGGCAUCACGUCUACUCUAG
Messenger RNA from Brassicogethes aeneus, 498 nucleotides. Lineage: Eukaryota; Metazoa; Arthropoda; Insecta; Coleoptera; Nitidulidae. The record is from the annotation of a GenBank genome assembly.